This is a messenger RNA of Ornithorhynchus anatinus (platypus), 871 nucleotides long. It is a transcript of the gene CSN3, whose product is annotated as casein kappa. Bases 141 to 644 code for a protein of 167 amino acids. Lineage: Eukaryota; Metazoa; Chordata; Mammalia; Monotremata; Ornithorhynchidae. The transcript has 5 exons. The record is from RefSeq and is a predicted model, not a curated record.
UUUUUUACUGAGGCCACAGUAGCCAAGAAGUCAACUCAAUCAUCUGCUAAGCCAAUCCAGAGUCGACUCCACCUGGCUGGACGUGAGAAAGAAAAACACCUAGAAAAGACCUGGGAGGAGAGUCCCUAUCACGUGAGAAGAUGAAGACUCUACUACUAGUUGGAGCCAUCCUGGUUAUGACCGUUGGCUUCUCAGUGGCAGAGGAGCAGAAAUGGAAAAGGCUUGAUUCCAGCGAGAGUGAAGAAAGAUGGUGGAGGCUGAGGCUCAAGCCAAGUCUUCUCUUUAGAGUCCAGGACAAGCCUGAGAGAAACAUCCCACGUCCUUCUUACCCCUAUCCACUUCUAAAUGUUCCCCAUCCCAACGCAAUUAACCCUGAGCACCAACGCCCCUAUGUUCUGCCCAGAUUUAAUUUCCAAAUCCCAAAUAUAUUACCAUUUCUCAUGUUCCCCGAAUUACCCCCACCUUUCUUUCCCAUUGUUCAUCCCAUCUAUUACGACCCUCAAACCCCAACCACUCCCAGAAACCCCCCUGUGACCAGCCAAACUCCACAGCCCCCUGUCGAUUCCUCCGCCAAUACCCCAGAGCCUCCUACCACUGCCCCACUGACUGCUACCCCUGAGGCCCAAACCCCCCUCCAACCCUGAAAGAAAACCCCAACGGGGAGAACUUUGGUGAAGAAGAGACACAGGUCCUGUUGGAAGAAAAGUCUCAAGUUUUCUCUCUACCACUUGAAGAAUCUAAGCUGCUUGGUUUCAGUCGGAGAUGGCGUGAUUCUAGGAACAUGGGCUCUUUCCAUUCCUGUCACCUUUCACGGCUGGGUCGUUUCUUGCAUCUUUUGCUCCUACCCAAUAAACCUUGUUGAAUGCAACUA